ACCCUCAAUCAGAGCUUGCUUCUCUUUCUCCCAAAUCCACUCCCCCUUCUUCCAACCCUCAAUCAGAGCUUGUUUAUCCUGUGUGAAAGAUUCUUCCCCUAAACCCCAUUAUAUGUGCGAAAAUGGGAUCCGAAGCUAUGGUUCCAGAAUGGGCAUCGGAGCCUUGCAUAAUGGGAAUCGACGAAGCCGGAAGAGGUCCCGUUCUUGGUCCUAUGGUCUAUGGCUGUUUAUACUGUCCUCUCUCCUACAAGAAAACCCUAGCUACUUUGAGUUUCGCCGAUUCUAAGACUCUGAAGGAAGAGAAGAGGGAGGAAUUAUUUGAAGCUUUGAAAGGCAACGAUUCUAUUGGAUGGCACCAAUGAUUGUUCAAACAGAUUUGUUGUAUUUGUAUAGGUUUUAGGGUUAUCAGAAGUUGAAAAUGGUGGAGAAGGGUGCAGGUGGUAGAAAAGAAGAGGUUGUUACCAGGGAGUACACAAUCAACCUCCACAAGCGUCUCCAUGGCUGUUCUUUGGCAGAUUUAAAAGGUUCGUCAAAGAGUUUCCCAAAGCAUGAGACACGGCACCUUUCCGAACACAAGAUGUGCUAAGUUUAGUCCUGAUGGAAGGUUUGUUGCCACCGGAAGUGCAGAUACAUCAAUAAAGCUAUUUGAGGUUUCAAAGAUCAAGCAGACGUUGCUCCCAGAUGCAAAGGAUGGUCCUGUGCGGUCUGUUCUAAAAACAUAUUAUGACCAUACACAACCAAUAAAUGAUCUGGAUUUUCAUCCGCAAGGUACUAUCCUGGUUUCUGGAGCCAAAGAUCAGACAAUAAGGUUUUUUGAUGUUUCAAAAGCCAAUGCCAAGAGAUCAUACAGGCUUAUCCAGGACACACACAAUGUUCGCUCUGUAUCUUUUCACCCCUCAGGAGACUUUCUGUUGGCAGGUUUAUGGUGUUUGAUGAAACUGAAGGUUCUGGUCUAUGUCUACGUUUGA
Lathyrus oleraceus (garden pea) is the source of this 968-nucleotide messenger RNA. Its product is annotated as cleavage stimulation factor subunit 50. Bases 549 to 968 code for a protein of 139 amino acids. NCBI's taxonomy places the organism in Eukaryota, Viridiplantae, Streptophyta, Magnoliopsida, Fabales, Fabaceae. The transcript is spliced from 9 exons. Gene Ontology annotation, molecular function: protein binding; RNA binding. Gene Ontology annotation, cellular component: mRNA cleavage stimulating factor complex. Gene Ontology annotation, biological process: mRNA 3'-end processing. The record is from RefSeq and is a predicted model, not a curated record.